Messenger RNA from Lagopus leucura (white-tailed ptarmigan), 882 nucleotides. It is a transcript of the gene SPCS1, whose product is annotated as signal peptidase complex subunit 1. Gene Ontology annotation, biological process: protein targeting to ER. The record is from RefSeq and is a predicted model, not a curated record. The coding region runs from base 1 to 858 and encodes 285 amino acids. Gene Ontology annotation, cellular component: signal peptidase complex; endoplasmic reticulum membrane. The transcript has 4 exons. Lineage: Eukaryota; Metazoa; Chordata; Aves; Galliformes; Phasianidae.
AUGGACACCCCGCGCCCGCCGCCCGAAGGGUCCUCGCCGCGGGGUCCUGCGGCCAACACCGCCGUUGCCGUGGAGACGGCGUCCACCGCCGCGCCGGCACCUAUGGAGGAGCGGGGUGGCUCCGGAGAGCUGGCUGCAGCUGACGGCGGAGACCGGGGCAAGGCCGGGGAGCGGGCCGCAGACGACGGCGGGGACUUGGCCGAGAGCGCGGGAAACGCUUCGGAGCCCCGGGGGGAUGGCGGAGCACAGCGGCUGCGAGAGACGGGGCGCGGGGCGGGCACUUCCGGCGGCGCGCGGAGGCGUCUUCCGGUACAACUGCGCCUGCGCGGCAAGGAUGCGGUGUGUGCUGCCAUCAGCGGGGAGGAGCCUGAAGUGCGGGGGGAGGGGGAGAGCGAGAGCGAGAGCGAGGAGGGCGACGUCGGCGAAGCCGAAGAGCGGGAGCAGGAGCGGGAGCAGGAGCAGGCCAAGGCCAGUGAGGAGGACGAGGAGCGAGAGCAGCGGGAGCAGCAGGAGCAGGCCAGUGAGGAGGACGAGGAGCCGUGCCCCGCCACUAUGCUGGACGUGUUCCGCUCCAUCCCCACACAGAUGGACUACAAGGGCCAGAAAUUAGCGGAACAGAUUUUCCAGGGCAUCAUUCUUGUCUCUGCCGUAAUUGGUUUCAUCUUCGGGUAUGUCACUGAGCAGUUUGGAUGGACUGUCUACAUAGUUAUGGCCGGAUUUGCAUUAUCCUGUUUGCUGACACUCCCCCCAUGGCCCAUGUACCGCCGCAACCCCCUGAAAUGGCUGCCUGUGCAGGAGUCGGGCACAGAGGAUAAGAAGCCAGCAGACAGAAAACCAAAAAGGCAUUCUAAAAGCUAAAUAAAACGGUUCUUUGUUAUGGUA